This is a messenger RNA of Medioppia subpectinata, 1026 nucleotides long. Lineage: Eukaryota; Metazoa; Arthropoda; Arachnida; Sarcoptiformes; Oppiidae. The record is from the annotation of a GenBank genome assembly.
AUGCGUUACUUUCAUAUUGUAAAUACCAUUAAACAGUUAUCAUGUGUACUAUGGCUGGCAUUAAUCACCCGACGGGCGGCCGGUGGCCAACACUCAGCGCCCGGUAAGGCGUGGGCCGGCUUUGAAUACAUACCGCAAUACGAUCGCCGACCGCAUAGCCAACCGCUGGCCACUAGUGACCGAUCGUUUGGCGGACGCCGUUAUCGGGAUCGCGACGCCGAAGACCUGUACCGCGAGUACAAGCACUCGAUAUACGUGAGCCGGUGGUACAACGCGUCGUUCGUGUGUCAGAUACCGUUCUUCACGCUUACGUUACCGCAGAGGAAUAAUAUGGGUUCCGUGGCGGCGGCCAACGCCGGCCAGAAUAUUGCCUAUCCCUUCAUUCACGCUCUGUUCGCGUUGGCCGGCGUCGCCCUAUUCUCGCCGUUGAUAUUUCCCGAACACCGGCGCCGAUCGACCGCCACAUCCGGCCUCCUGUCGGCCGUACCCGACGUCGAGUCCAUCAACCGAUUCCUCGACCGCCAGAUGCGGCUAAUGUCGGACUCGCCGGCCAUCGGGCGCCAAAUGCGUUCGGCAGAGCGCCGGUCGAUGUUCUACUUCUUGGGCCAACACUUACGCGUGGCGUUCGAGUCGGUGCUCAACACGAUUGACCACUGGACCGAUCGGUUGCCUCCCUAUCCGCGCCAUAAACUGCAACACUGUUUUCGUCUGUCGGUGUGUCGUAUGUAUAGCCGGCCCGAGAAGUACAGAGUGGUGGGCCUUCUGUUCCGGUCGGUGUUCCCCUACGACCGCGAUCUCGACAACAGCGAGUCGUCGGUGAUGUCCGGCUAUCGGACGGCCGCAGCCUUUGGCCGCAAUCGCACCAACGAUUGCUUCCGGCGGUACGACAGCUGUUCGGUGAGUGUGUGGGAUGUGUUGCGCGAGGGGUCCGUGUUUUUGGUCAACAGAUCCGCCGAUAAACUGUCCGCAACUCAACGCAAAGUAUUGCUGUUUGCCGUCAAUCAUGUGUUGAGUUAUUUUGAGUGA